AUGACGGAGUCGUUUUCGUUCGCGUCGAUCCUGAAUCCUCGUCAAGAGACACAGGACAAAAAUGUCGUCUCGGACGUCCCCCGACAUCCUGCAGAAUCAUCACGAGACCGACGACGCAAUCCUCACCCGUUCGGAAAGCCUUCCGAACUGCUUCAGAAGAUCGGUCUCCGAGGAAAAGAAGUAGUGAGCAUCCUCAAAGACCGGGGCUGGGAGGCGUGCGACCCCAAGGCUCUUCAGGAACACAAACUAUACUACAUCCCAGGAGGCAAAGCCAAAGGCGAGGUGGCUGUACAAGGCGAAGAUUUCUUUGUAGGGGAGGGCGAACUAUACGCUUACAUUCUGGAAAAAGGUGGAUUGCACUACUUGCUGCCUGAGGAAGGCUAUUCGACUGAGUCGGACUUCGAAAUCCUAGACCAACGACCUCCUCCAGUGCAUCAAAACGAAUUUGACGCGCGGACGAAUAAUGCACAAACAAUCGGAAACUCCGGUGAGUUAUUACAGGCGUCUUCCGAUACACCAAUGUCAGCGUCAGAUCCCGAGCAGCCAAAGCGAAAACGUCGGAAGAAUCUUUCAACUGCUAGCGGGAAGAAAGCAAAGCCAGCCAAACGUCAAGUGCAAAAGCCAUGCAAAAGAGUUGACGGAAAACCUGCAGCAUCAGCGACUGAGUGUCGCGUGAAAGAGGAGAAAAUUCCUUUCGUCAUUGCUGAUGGUUGUGGCCACUUGGUGGAGUUUGGAGCGUACGAAGCAGCUCUGACAGCUCGAGGUUGGCGCGCACAACUGCUUCAAGAUAUUGAUCUGCACUUGUUACGAUGUGUUGCUGCCAUCGCUCGCCGUCAACGAGCACUCGAAGUUACUAGCGGGGAACAAAACUUUUCGCUUUUUUUUCUACCAAGCGAAGGAAACUGUACCCCUCAUGAAGGGGUUCAUCGGGAGCUCAAGGUGGUCUCAUCCGGCAUCACUGCAUCGCAGAACGAUCUCUCAUCGAUGGUAGCUGCCAUUAUCGGGCAGGCGGAGAGGACGCAGAGUCCUGAACGUGUCGAGUGUGCCGCUCGUAUUGGGAUCCCUGGCUUUGUGUCAACAGGUUGUGGAAAUUUGAUGCUCAUGAGGGACAUCGACCGUCACUUGCUUCUUAUCGUCGCAGCCGUGCGUCAAUACCUCCGGGCGAGAAACACGUCCAAUUACAGCGACGGUGACAUCAAACGCUCAGAUCUUCGAGCGCUUCAGCUCAACAUUGAAAAAAUGAAUGCUGAGCUGACGGAACUACUGACGAUCAUCAACAUCCUAGCUGACAGAAACCUCAACAACACCGAUACAUUAACUUGA
This is a messenger RNA of Phytophthora infestans T30-4, 1323 nucleotides long. RefSeq lists its product as uncharacterized. The transcript is spliced from 2 exons. NCBI's taxonomy places the organism in Eukaryota, Oomycota, Peronosporomycetes, Peronosporales, Peronosporaceae. The record is from RefSeq and is a predicted model, not a curated record. The coding region runs from base 1 to 1323 and encodes 440 amino acids.